AUGAAUCUAAAGUGAAACGCAAGCCUUCCACUACCAGAUUGAAUUUAGAGUCUUUUGAUAUGAGCAGAGUUCUAGCUCGUAGUUCACAUCUUACUGGAUCUGAGGGCAGUGAGUACGACUUGACUGUAUCAGAGGGAGAACAAUUGUCACUUCCCAAUCAGCAAGAAAAAUUAGCUGCAAAGUUAGGUUUUCAUCCACGUUUGAUGGGUGUUGACGAUUUAUUUACUGUUGAGGAUUUGGCUCUAGUACAGGCGCCAUGUAUAACACAAACUGCUACACCUGUUGAUGACUCUGAAGGAUUGAUGAGCAGAAGAGAAAUGAAUAGAGCGAAACGCAAAGCUCGUCAAUCAGUAUCGAAACAACGAUCGCGCGAACCGGAUGACCAUCGCGCUAAUGAUGACAAUUUAAAUUCAAUGAAUGUUCAAUCUCCAAUUGGUGAACCAGCAACCAAAAAAAUUAUAUUAGAGGACACAAUCUCAUCAGACACUGGAUCAAAAUGCAACAUAUCUAACGAGCAAGUAAAUGGAGUACCAGAUAGUACUGGAUGCUGGCCAGAUUCAAUCGUAGAUUGGCCUUUAGAAUCUUUUGCGGAAAGUCUUUGUCAGGAUUUAUUUAGUCAAAAAUGGGAAGUGCGUCAUGGAGCA
Trachymyrmex cornetzi is the source of this 644-nucleotide messenger RNA. RefSeq names its product TATA-binding protein-associated factor 172-like. Gene Ontology annotation, molecular function: TBP-class protein binding; ATP hydrolysis activity; DNA binding. The transcript is spliced from 2 exons. The record is from RefSeq and is a predicted model, not a curated record. Lineage: Eukaryota; Metazoa; Arthropoda; Insecta; Hymenoptera; Formicidae. The annotation marks the transcript as partial.